Molecule: messenger RNA, 8795 nt
Organism: Columba livia (rock pigeon)
Lineage: Eukaryota; Metazoa; Chordata; Aves; Columbiformes; Columbidae
Product: myeloperoxidase
Exons: 14
Coding region: 5622-7886 (754 amino acids)
Biological process (GO): defense response to bacterium; response to oxidative stress
Molecular function (GO): peroxidase activity; heme binding
Source: RefSeq, a predicted model, not a curated record
CUGGAGGAGGAAGCACUGAGGUGUGGUUACACGCUGUUGAACUCUUGUACCCCGUGCAGACCUCAGCUGGACCUGCUCUCGCCCCGCUGCGCUGCCCGGCUGUCACCGAGCCCAGGGGACUGGCACAGCCUCAUUUCUUCCUGUAGCUUUGGUGUCAAGUGUACGUGUGUGUGCUCCUGGAUGUGCAAUGGGGAGCUGCGGCGAUUAGAACAACGCACGCAGGGGUGCGGGCAAAGAUGCACACACAGACAGAGAUCUUGCUCAGGAAGGAGUGCAGACCCGGGCCGAGCAGAGAGCUGAGCCAGGCUGAGGCCUUGGUUAGCCAUUGAAAAUUCAUAGGAUUUACAGGUACGGGCCUGGACUAAGAUGUUACAUAAGAUGUUUUUCCAAUAAUUGUUAUUAAAAACGCACCACACUGAUGGUUAUAUUUGUUUCAGUUAUGUUCCCACUCAUUCACAGACCAGGCCCAAGGACCUUCACACAUCCCAUGCACUUGGGGGUGGUCAUCCAGCCCAAGAUACCAUUCUCAAGAGUCUGGGCUAUAACUCCUUACAAGUAUGAGAAACGUACUUCAACACAAUCUGUCCAAGGCUCUUUAUAUUUUGCUGUGAUCUAAUUAUGUCAGUAUUAUGUCUUUGACCGUCCAGAUGGUCAUGUUAGUAUUGAUCUGCCUUUAUCAUCCAGCUGGCUGGAACCGCACAUCUUGCUUUCCCACGGGAGCACGGGGUGAAGCGGUAACUAACACCUCUGCGGGGGGAUCGCAGGGCAGCAGGUGCAGCCACACUGUCCCCUCACCCUUCCAGCUUGUGUCGAUGUGACACGGCAGUGAGAGCAGCAUCAUGUGCGAUGCCUACAACCCAACCACCCUGUUUCAUUCCCUGGUGAUUUCAUUUUUAGGCUAGAGCAAAAUUCAAGAGGUCAUUGACAGGUUUUGUUAGAAGCACAGCAUUUGCUUUUUAAGUAAAAGAACAGGAGCUGAGGGGAGACCUUCUGAUCUCUGAACUGCCUGAAAGGAGCUUGGAGCCAGGGGGGUCGGGCUCUGCUCCCCAGGAACAAGCACCAGGAGCAGAGGAAACGGCCUCAAGUUGCCCAGGGGAGGGUGAGGUUGGAUGUGGGGAACAAUUUCUUCCCCAAAGGGCUGUGGGGCAUUGGAACAGGCUGCCCAGGGCAGUGCUGGAGUCACCAUCCCUGGAGGGUUGGACAGACGGACAUGAGGUUCUCAGGACAUGGGGCAGUGCCAGGGGUGGGUUGUGGUUGAACUCAAUGUGAACUUGGAGGUCUCUUCCAACCAAAAUGAUUCUAAGUUUCAGAUACUUUGGUGUUUUCUGUUUCUUAAUUAGCUCCUCCACAGGGAUCUGCCUUCGGGCCGGGCUGGGAGCACACACCUGUGCAGAAGAUCCGCGUCUCCCUUGCCGAUGUUGGCUUUCCAGGCUGUGCUGACAGGGCAGGUGGGCUGGGACAAACCAACUCUCCGCAGUUACUGCGUGUUCUGAUGCAGCCACUGCUGCGCUGGGGUGACAGACCGCAACGGUAAUCUGCUUUGUCAGAACAAACGGUGCCGGUAGAGACCAGCCCCACCACAACGAUCUUGUAGGCGGAAUCCACAGUCCGCUUGCAGGCUUCCUAGACAUCUGAUACAACUUCAGAGAGUCCAGGCACAGCUUGUGCCAGCAGGACCUGCCCAAGCACAGCCAGCAGCUGCUCAGAGGUUGUUACAAGGGAUUUCUCCCAUUUCUUACCCAAGAGAUGAACUGCCCUGGAUCAGGGCUGUGCUGGAGAAGAGACUUUGCUGCCUCUGUGUCUCCCAGCUUGGGGUUGUUCUGGGGACUGCUGCCCUACGCAAAGGUCUAAAUGUGUAUUAUCAAGAAUGCCAUUGUUAUUGGUGUUGGUUUCGAGAGCGUCACCGCAGCAGACACAGGAGUCUUGGGCUGCUCGAUGUCCUAUCCUGUGUAGACCCUCUGGAGCUGCUCAGUCCUGUGGAGCCUCCACCCUGUGUGGUCUCUGAUCGUCAAGAGAGGGUUGAAGAUGCUGGAGACAGGCUGAGCUUUCCUCAGGUAUUGCAGUUGUUCCGCCUGUUCGCCUAGAAGACAUCUGGAAUGGAACAAAGCUGCUGUCUGUGACAUCCAGCCCCAAGAAAGGAGAAGGAAUAAAGUGGUUUCCCCUCUCAGCCAUCUGGAACAGUUCAGCUGGAUGAUAUUCUUUACAUUUUUCAGUAUGCUUUGGGUAAAAGAGGGGAAAAAUAAGGAAACCCCCAAAGCCCUGAGGUCGGAGCACAGGUCUUGGCUCUGUACUUUGCCGUCACGACUCUUGGAGUGGUUGGUGCCUCAGAGUCCCAUCAGCGGGAAUGUGGACACCUGAAACUGUGACCUGUGGCGUUACCUGGGGCUCUGCGGACGCCACGGGGCAGAAAUGCCAGGUCAGCUGUGUGGGUGGCACUUCUGACCUCUGCGAAUCCAGCCAAGGCGCAGAAGUCCCUGUGGGCUUUUGUGGGGAUUUGCAGGAUUCCCUGGCCAGGAGCGACUGGAAGCUGCUGCACCUUAGAGGAAUGUUCUGGAGUGCUGCAGAUCCCCUGGUGGGCAGGGGCCGGGGCAAGGAUGGAUUGAAAGUUUUGAAGCAGUGAAGCUGCUGCAGCUCUGAAUACUGUAAGGAGUUCCCGUGACUUCUGAAGCAGGCUUAAGCAAUUAGAGUCAUCAGCAACCCAGUAAUUAAUCUCCAGCUUGCCCUGCUCUGGAGGAAGUUGGUUGCCGUUCUAACUGAAUUUAGCAGCUGGAGUUUCCCAAGCGAGUUGUUCAAGGUCUUUUGAAAUAAACUGUCAUUGCAUUUAUCCGUUCACCAGGGGCUGAACUAAAGAGCAAAACCCUGAGGAGGAAAAGCAGUGGCUGUGAGGUUUUGGGGUCUGCCUGUGGCUGCGGGCCGGGUCCCUCGCUCCUGGGGCUCCCUCCGCUGAGCCGGGGACAGGAGGUGCCCGUUGUCUCCACUCCCAGCGAAUCUUGCUGUGAUGGACACAGACGCGUCAUUCCACAGUCACGCUCGUUCAGUUGCUUCCCCAGCACCGGGCAGGCUUUACAGCAAAGUCUUCUUGAGAAAGGGUUGAGACCUUCAGGCUGUGGUAGUGAAAUGCAAAAGACUACAAGAAAGAAAAUAACUUGCUGAUUCUUACUUAUCAUCUAGAAAAAUGACAGGCAGAUUCUAGCAUAACGAAAGAAAUGUAAAACUUAAUGCUGUCUGUUGAAAUAAAAUUCAACACCUAUAAAGACAGAGUUAUGAACAUGUAAACACAGCUUUAGUAUUCAGAACUCGGGAUCUAGCAGCAAAACAAACUAUUUGCAUAUUAUGUAGUGCAAUGAACAUUUGUUCUGGGAGACCCCCAGUCUUAAAAUUACUUUGAACAGAAUGGAAUCCUUACAGGAAAGGUUUUAAAAGUGUCCCAGAUGUCAUAUCCUGAAUUGCUAGGUAUUCAUCUGCUGUAAUCUAACAAUUUCUCUACGCGAAACUGUAAGAUGCAAACAUAAUUUAGAUGUGGUUUGCACCCUCUGCUUUGGUGGCCGUGCUGUGUCCCAGGUGUUGAUGGCACAUCUGCUGUCAGGAGCUAUUGCUGCAUCGGCGGAUCCUCAUUCCCUCACUGCGAGGAGCAGCUCGGGGUCUCCUUUGCUGCAGAGGUGGUCGGUACGAGGCCGGGCUCUGGCGUCCGUGUUCAACAGGAGUGUGGCCUUUCCCACACACGGUUGUCUGGGACCAGGUUCAUGGUCUCUGAGUAAAGUGAACAUUCAACAGACGAAGCAUCUCUCAAAACAUCCCGCAUUCUGAAGCAGUUUUGAGAGCAAUUAAGCAAGUUCCUAAUUGUGAAAUGCAAUUAUCAGCACAGAUAUGCACUAACUGUCUCACUAGCCUUUGAAGAACUCCUUGUCCUUUCCCAGCGGGUGAGCUGCGUGACGCGGCAGAGAAGCCGCGCAGGUAACGGCUUCGGAAACCCCCCGGGGAGGUUGCUCGGGGUCUUGUUCGAGCGAGCGUUAUGUCCCGGGAUGCAGAUCCCAGCCCUUUUCUGAGCCCCAUCCCAACGCUGCACAUCUCAUGGUUGUUUCCCUUGCAUCUAAUGGGAAUCUUUUCGGCAGCACCAGGUGCCUGUUGCUUCCCGUCCUUUCACUGUGCACUUUGGGAAAGGCUCCAGCUCUGUGUGCUCUGUGACCCUCCCAUGAGACGGCUGAAGCCAACAGUGAUGCUGCCGAGCCUUCUGCCCCCAGGCUGACCAAACCAAACACCCUCUGGUGUCCUGUGCUCAGUGGGGCCCUCCAGUCCCUCAAACCUGUCUUGGACAAGGGGUCUGCAAACCAGACCGUGCUCCAGGCGCAGCCUCACCUGUGACGUAGUGCAAGAGCUGUAAUUGGCUUUGCAGAUUCUCAUUACAACAUUUACAUACCCAUACAGUGUGUUAAGGGUACGGCUGCACCUUCAAGUAGCCGGAUUUGGGGAUGGGGACACCUGCAGAGUCACGGCACAACCGCUGUGGUGCCUGGAGUUCGCUAAUAGACCUUGAUUUAACCGACCCUGGGGGAACACCAGGCAGAGGCUUCUGUGCUUUGUGCUGUUAAACCAACCAAUUUGUGCUGCACAAGGAAAAACGCAGUGGGCAGGAAUUACUGGAGAGGUCUGGAGCAUCUUUGUGAUGAGGAGACACUGAGAGAGCUGGGGCUGUUGAGCUGGAGAAGAGAAGCUGAGAGGGAUCUGAUCCAUGGAUCAAUAGCUCAGGGUGGGUGUCAGAGGAUGGAGCAGACUCUGUUCAUGGUGCCCAACGCCAGGGUGAGGGGCAACGGGCACAGACUGAAACACAGGAGGCUCCAUGUGAACAUGAGCAGAAACUUGUUUGCUGGGAGGUGCCAGAGCCUGGCCCAGGCUGCCCAGAGCGGGUGUGGAGUCUCCUUCUCUGAGACAUUCCAACCGCCUGGACCCACCUGUGUGAUCUGCUCUGUGACCCUGCGUGAGCAGGGCUGGGCUGGGGAUCUGCAGAGCUCCUGCAGCCCAAUCAGCCUGGGAUGGGCAGUUAGUUGUGAGCCAAGGACAGGACUGGUGGGCAGCUCCUUUGCUUCUCUGCACGCAGCGUGCUCCAGCACAUAAUUUCCCAAUCAGCUGGUAUCUCACCUACUCUGCCUCAUUCAAGGGAUUGUCCACCAGCUGGAUCUCACUCGGACAGGGAGAGGAGCUUUGGCCAGGGUCAGAGGUGAUGCUUUGCCAGGUGAGCUCCUAGGGUGUAGUGGCAGUCUGGGCAUUUUGGGCAAGACCUUCCCUGAACUGCCCUGUGCUCACAAUCAGCAGGUGGAGGCUGGUGGAGCCUGUCCAGCCCAUGGCCCAGCUGCCUCCUGCUGCUCCUCUCUGUGCAGACGUGUAAGGCACAAAGAACAGCAUUUGGGGACCUUUCCAGACCCCAACAGGGCCAUGGGGCAGGGUAGGGGCUGAGUUGGGAAGUACUGAGCAGAGCAGACACCUCUUUAAGCUGGUGCCUCUAUAGGUGGAUAUGAAGACAUCUUUUUUUCACCUUUAAGAGCAGAAAAGGAUGAAGAACACCGUGGGGGAAGGAACCUUGUCCCUGUUAGACAUCUCCCAAAGGUGUUCAAGGCUCUCAAACCAUGACAAAGUGCUGUUUUUUUAUCUCUCCCUCCAGGAAAACUGGAGGAGCUCUGCUUGAGCAUCAGGCUGUGUGUGCAGGGAUGAAGGCAGAAAUCUUCCCGGGGUUGCUGGUGUUCCUCAGCCUGCUCCAGGCAUCUGUAUCUUCCUCCUAUGGUCUGCAUGAGGAGCUGUGGGACACGUCCCUCCGGAGCAGCGUGGACGAGGCCAAGCGGCUGGUGGACGCAGCCUACAAGCGCACGCGGGACCGCAUAAAGGAGAACCUGCAGAAUGAUGCCUUGACCCCAACAGAGCUGCUGGGAUAUUUCAAACAGCCGGUUGCAGGCACUCGAGCUGCCGUUCGAGCUGCAGAUUACGUGGAAACCACCCUGACCCUGCUCAAGGAGAAGCUGCGAUGGGCUGUGAGGGGGGACUUCAAUGUCACAGACCUGCUCACACCAGCUCAGCUGGGGAUGAUUUUCAAGGCAAGCGGAUGCGACCAGCAGGAUAAGCACAUAAAUUGUGAUGCUCCUAAUGGCUACCGAACGAUCACUGGCGAGUGCAACAACAGGAGGAACCCAUCGCUGGGAGCAUCCAACAGAGCCCUGGUCAGAUGGCUGCCAGCAGAAUACGAGGAUGGCGUGUCAGUCCCGCAUGGGUGGACGGAAGGAAAGCGUUUUUCUGGAUUCCCCUUCCCACUGGUGCGACAAGUGUCAAACGAGAUCGUCCGCUUCCCCUCCAGGCAGCUCAGGAUGGACCAGCAGAGAUCCCUCAUGUUCAUGCAGUGGGGCCAGUUUAUUGACCACGACCUGGAUUUCAGUCCAGACACCCCAGCUAGAGUCACCUUCAGUGGCGGGGUGGACUGUCACACCAGCUGUGCCAAGCAGCCCCCUUGCUUUCCCAUCAAGAUCCCACCCAACGACCCACGGAUUAAAAACACAAAAGAUUGCCUGCCUUUCUUCCGCUCGGCUCCCGCCUGCACCAGCGGCAGAGCCAUUCGCGAUCAGAUCAACGCGCUCACCUCCUUUCUGGAUGGCAGUGUGGUCUACGGCAGUGAAGUGCCUUUGGCCAACAAACUGAGGGAUCGGAGCAACCAGCUGGGCUUGCUGGCUGUGAACCGGAAUUUCACUGACAGCGGGAGGGCAUAUAUGCCCUUUGGCAGGAUGCAGAAGGACCCGUGUCUCAUAGUCAGCAAGGGAGCCAACAUCCCUUGCUUUCUUGCAGGUGAUUCUCGAGCAAACGAGAUGCUGGGGCUGGCGUGCAUGCACACGCUCUUCGUGCGGGAGCACAACCGCCUGGCUGGGGGGCUGAAGAGACUAAAUCCCCACUGGAACGGAGAGAAGCUCUACCAGGAGGCACGGAAGAUCCUGGGUGCCAUGAUCCAGAUUAUAACCUACAGGGACUACCUGCCUCUUCUGUUGGGAAGCAGUUUCCAGAGAUUGAUUCCUCGCUACCGAGGCUACAAUGAGUCUGCGGAUCCUCGAAUAUCCAAUGUCUUCACGUUGGCUUUUCGUUUUGCUCAUGCUUCAGUUCCCCCAACUGUUGACCGAUUAAAUGAAAAUUACAAGCCCAUAGGUCCCAAAAUUCUACUCAGAAAUGCCUUCUUUGCUGUCUGGAGAAUCGUUAAAGAAGGUGGUAUCGACCCCUUUCUCCGGAGCCUGAUGGCCAAUCAGGCCAAGCUGAUGACACAGCAGCAAAUGGUGGUGGAUGAGCUCCGGGACCGGAUGUUUGAACAGGUUGAAAGGAUUGGGUUUGAUUUACCUGCGCUUAACAUGCAACGUUGCAGAGAUCAUGGCCUUCCAGGUUAUAACUCCUGGAGGCAAUUCUGUGGGCUCUCACAACCUUCUGGAUUGAAGGCACUUGCUGCAGUGUUGAGGAAUCACAAUCUGGCAAAGAAGUUCAUACAGCUGUAUGGGACACCAAAGAACAUUGACAUUUGGAUUGGGGCGCUGGCAGAGCCCUUUGUGACUGGAGGCAGAGUUGGGCCGCUCAUGGCUUGUCUCAUUGGCACCCAGUUCAGGAACGUUCGUGAUGGGGACAGGUUUUGGUGGGAGAACAAAGGGGUUUUCACUCCUCAGCAGCGCUCUGCGCUGGCCAAAAUCUCCUUGUCACGAAUAAUAUGUGAUAACACCAAGAUCUCUAAAGUACCAAGACAUAUCUUCCAGGCUAACAGAUACCCCUGUGGCUUCGUGAGCUGCAGCCAGAUCCCAAAGCUGGACCUGAGAGCCUGGAAGUCAAAGAUGACUGAGGAUGUUACAGAGCAAGAAGAAGCAUCUGGUGACUUUUAAUGCUGAACAUUGAGGAUUCCCCCGAAGUCUGGAAGUUCGGACUUGAGAAGCUGCUGAGAUUAUUUUUGGGAGUUUUUUUACUGUGUGUAUGCUUUUACUGCCUGAAAUAUUUGGGCACGGUUGCCGUCAUUUGUUCAAUUCAGUUUGCAUGAAGCCUUUUCAGUGAGAUGGAAUCCAGCGAUAAAAGAACUUCAUUAAAAGAUGUCUCAGAUCUGUGAAAAUUAUCCAAUACUGUGAAGCAAAGCAAAAUCAUUUAUCCAGAGUAUAACUCCUAAUCAAACCAACUGCUAGCUUAGGCAAUUUCAUAUACACUGUGUUUCAGUAAGCUUUACUGUCAAAACCCUCCAUUAAAAGUUUCUAACCUACACAGAAAGAGCACAGGAAUGGAAUUGGAAUGAGUGCUUAUUCUUGCUCUCCUUUUUUUGUUUUGUUUUUUUUUUUUUUUUUUAAAAAUGUACAUUGUUUUCUAGAGAAAAUCUACUAAUUUCAUGGUGCCUUUGAGUGAAGCAGCAAUAGCUGUCAUGCACCCCAAGUAGGCUUGUUUAAAUGCCCUGAUUCAGGUUUUGCUUGAAUACGGAACGAAGAAAGUGUCCACAUCAAAUAAAGCUGUUUUCUCAUCAUUUUUUGCCCUUAGUCCAGAAUGUCCGAGGCACCGUUGGGUGUGACAGAAAUCUGUGACAAAUUCUUCCUGCAGCCUGGCAUGAGCCAGAGUGACCGACCCUGGGCUGUGGAGCUGCUGGGGUCUGUCCUGGCAAAGAACAGUCUUAACGUACAAGAAAGUAAAAGCUAAUCUAGUCUUACUCCAACUACGUCCCCUCAACGUCUUUUCUUGAAAGGGAUCAAACCCCCUUUCUCCUUCCUCUGUAGUUUGCUGUGUUACUAUUAUCGGUCAAUAAAUUGCAAUUCUGA